Messenger RNA from Brienomyrus brachyistius, 6573 nucleotides. RefSeq names its product protein kinase C-binding protein 1-like. Gene Ontology annotation, molecular function: protein binding. The record is from RefSeq and is a predicted model, not a curated record. Gene Ontology annotation, biological process: regulation of DNA-templated transcription. NCBI's taxonomy places the organism in Eukaryota, Metazoa, Chordata, Actinopteri, Osteoglossiformes, Mormyridae. The transcript is spliced from 22 exons. The coding region runs from base 535 to 4092 and encodes 1185 amino acids.
CUAACGUGCGGUUUCGGCCUUUCUUUGAAAGGAGGUAUUAUGGGUCUCAUUAGAAGUGCUGUUGUGGUGUGAUUGCAAAAAAGCAACAGCAACAAGGAAACUAUUUGUAUAAAUUAAUAUUUCCACAAUUGGCAAAUGAGGUUUGCUCUGCCUUGAAAUACAGGCAGGGCGACGUUUGUCCGGCCUGAAAGUCGAAAUGUUUGCCCCGUUAAAUUUGGCCGGGUGUGGGACUGGCUCGUUUGAAGUGCUUGCGCCAGACGAUACGAACCGUGCUCUCAAAACAGUCAUUAAAAAAUAACAAAAAAACAGCGCUCAUGAGAGCUGCUCCAGCCUGUGCUGAACAAAGAUAAUUACUCAGGAAGCGUUUCAGCCAAUCCGCUGCGGCCUUAUAUCCUGCUUGUGAAAAGAGGCCAUUCAGGGUCUGGCUUCCAUCAGACAGCCCGAUCAUCAAGCUUGGAGUGCCAAGCCCUUUCUGUCUGAGGACUGAGACUGUCCUCCAUGUUUUAUAAGUAUUGACAUAACACUGUGUUAGCCAUGCAUCCACAGAGCUUGGCUGAAGAAGAAAUAAAAACGGAGUCGGAUGUGGUAGAAGGGAUGGACGUUUCCACGCGAUCCAAAGAUCCUAGCCUGGCAGAAAGGGCAGCACAAAAACGAAAGCCCAGUCCUUCCCACUCAUCCAAUGGGCAUUCACCUUCAGAAAUGUCACCCAGCCCCAUCAAAAAGAAAAAGAAACCAGGAUUAGUAAACAGUAGUAACAAAGACCAGUCAGAGCUAAGACAUGGUCCCUUUUACUAUGCGAAGCAGCCACUCACCACAGACCCUGUUGAUGUUGUGCCGCAGGACGGACGGAAUGAUUUCUACUGCUGGGUGUGCCACCGAGAGGGCCAGGUGCUCUGUUGUGAGCUAUGCCCCCGGGUGUACCAUGCAAAGUGCCUGAAACUGGCCGCCGAGCCUGAGGGGGACUGGUUCUGUCCCGAGUGUGAGAAAAUAACAGUUGCGGAGUGCAUAGAAACUCAGAGUAAAGCAAUGACCAUGCUAACAAUAGACCAGCUGUCUUAUCUGCUUAAGUUUGCACUCCAGAAGAUGAAGCAGCCUGGGGACCCACCUCGCUCGUCUCUCUCCCCCCACGCAGCCGCCCAGCAGAGAAAACCUAUUAAUUGGACUGAACCAUUUCAGAAACCUGUAUCACUAGAGCAACAUCCAGAUUAUGCAGAAUACAUUUUCCAUCCAAUGGAUCUCUGUACAUUAGAAAAGAAUAUAAAAAAGAAAAUGUAUGGCUGCACAGAAGCCUUCCUGGCUGAUAUGAAAUGGAUAUUACACAACUGUAUAAUUUACAAUGGAGGUAAUCACAAACUUACAGCGACAGCAAAAGUCAUCGUAAAAAUCUGUGAACAUGAAAUGAAUGAAAUUGAGGUUUGUCCAGAGUGUUACCUAUCAUCUUGCCAAAAGAGGGAAAACUGGUUUUGUGAGCCAUGUAGCCAGCCCCACCCUCUGGUGUGGGCGAAACUUAAAGGGUUUCCAUUCUGGCCAGCAAAAGCUCUGCGGGAUAAGGAUGGACAAGUCGAUGCUCGUUUCUUUGGGCAGCACGAUAGGGCCUGGGUCCCCAUAAAUAACUGCUACCUCAUGUCUAAAGAGAUCCCUUUUUCUGUGAAAAAGACAAAGAGCAUCUUCAACAGUGCCAUGCAAGAGAUGGAAAUCUACGUGGAGAAUAUUCGCAAGAAGUUUGGAGUUUUCAACUAUGCUCCGUUCAGGACCCCCUACACACCCAACAAUCAGUUCCAGAUGCUGCUGGACCCCUCCAAUCCUGCAGCUGGUGUGGUCAAGACUGAAAAACCAGAGAAGAUCAAGUUUAACUUUGACAUGACAGCUUCUCCCAAGAUGCUUCUGAGCAAGAGCGUGCUGUCAGGUGGUACGAGUAGGCGGAUCUCGCUCACGGAGAUGCCCCGUUCUCCUAUGAGCACCAACUCCUCUGUGCACACAGGCUCUGACAUUGAGCAGGACAUCUCCGACAAAAGCAUGAAAGUCAUGCAUGGUCACUACAGCACUGGUGAAGAGUCCAUGGACUGCACAGCUUCUCCAGCUUCUGCAAAGACUGGGCAUGCAGGCAGUGCCACAGGCAGUCCCAAGCCGUUUUCCCCACAGGCUUCCACACCUAUUGCCCCCAAGCAGGAGAGAGCGCCCCCUACUGGGAGCAUUCUCAAUCUCAAUCUUGAUAGGAGCAAAGCAGAGAUGGACUUGAAAGAGCUGAGUGAGACGGUACAGCAGCAAACGGCACCAGUAGUGCUGACUUCACCAAAGAGACCCAUAAAGCGCCAUUAUCAGCUCAACUUGGAUAAAACCAUUGAGAUUUGCAAAGCACAACUUGGAAUCGAUGAAAUUUCUGAGGACAUCGACCACAGCGAUUCGGAGGACUCUGAGAAGUUUGACUCUAGUGACAGUGAGUACAUGAGCGAUGAGGAGCAGAAGGCGAAGGAUGGCCAGGAGGUGGCUGACAAAGACCAACCUGAGAAGGACUCAAGAAAGAGGCCCAGGGUGCCAUCUCAAGGAGAAGACGAGAGCAAGUUGGAUGUUUCAUCUAAGAAAGCCACGUCUGAGGUGCCAGCAGUGAAGGAGAAGCCGGGCAGCGAUGCUGAUAAAGAGGCCUCUGAGAAGAGCAAGAUGCUCCAGCACUCCAUUAAGAAGGAGAAGGACGGGCAGUCCUGUGGCACGGGGCUCGACAUGGACUCGGACUCUGAGAGGGAGCUGGUAAUAGACCUUGGGGAUGACCAGGCCAGCCAGGAGCACAAACAGAAUAAGAAGGAACCAGCAGCAGCCACGACACCCAAGGACCCAGUUGUCCCUAAGACUGAAGGUAAACCCCUUUCAACCUGUAGUGCAGCACCUCCACCCUCGAGCGACACAUCCUCCUCUGCCCCCAGUGUGAAAGACCCUACUCGGUCCCCAAUUACCAUCCCCCUCAACGUGGUCUCCUUUGCUGCCACCCCCACGUCCAACCUGCUGCCCAACACGGCCACCACUGCAGGUUCCUCGCCAGCCGCAGCAGCGGCACCGGCCACUGUAAAGAAGCAGCGACCUCUUCUGCCGAGGGAGAUAGCACCUACCGUGCAGCGUACGGUGGUGUGGAACCCAGCUGUAAAAUUCCAGACUUCCUCACAGAAGUGGCACAUGCAGAAGGUCCAACGGCAGCAGCAGAACCAGCAGCCAGCUGCGCAGUUACAGAGUCCCCAGGCCCAGACGCCCUCACAAUCCCAGUCCUCGUCUUCCUCGGUGUCUUCUCCGCAGCAGCCUUCCUCUAGCACCAGAUACCAGACAAGACAGGCUGUGAAAGCGGUGCAGCAAAAAGAGGUCCUCCAGGGUACAUCUACCUCGGCCGUCACCUUGGCGACUGGCACCCCAGCUGCAUCCAUUAUCGCAACCCCUGGGACUGUUGCCAGUACCACUACUACUCUGGCUGGGGACUUCCAAGUCCCCACUGCCUCUGCAGAUGUAGCCGCAGACAUAGCAAAGUACACCAAUAAAGUAAUGGACACAAUAAAAGGAACCAUGACGGAAAUAUACAAUGAUCUCUCGAAGAGCACAUCAGGAAACACAGUAGCAGAGAUUCGCCGUUUAAGGAUAGAAAUUGAAAAAUUGCAGUGGCUACACCAACAGGAAUUAUCUGAAAUGAAGCACAACCUAGAGCUCACCAUGGCUGAGAUGCGGCAGAGCCUGGAGCAGGAGCGCGAGCGCCUCAUAGCGGAGGUGAAGAAGCAGAUGGAGCUGGAGAGACAGCAGGCCGUGGAUGAGACCAAGAAGAAGCAGUGGUGUGCCAACUGUAAGAAGGAGGCCAUCUUCUACUGCUGCUGGAACACAAGCUACUGCGACUACCCCUGCCAGCAGGCUCACUGGCCAGAGCACAUGAAGUCUUGCACACAGUCAGCCACAGCCUCUCAACAGGAGCCUGAGACUGAGACAGCCACAGACGUGGCGAGCAGGGCGUCCGGACUGCCUGCCAGCACCCAGCAGACUCCUUUGGACUCUACCGCCACUUCCAUGGACAAGGACUCCGCUGUAGAAAAAUCAAAAGAUGGUGUCAGUGUCUCCGUAUCCUAACCUCCAGAUUGUAGUCAGUUAUUCUUGUACGAUAUUCUUUGUAAAUCUCUUGUUCAGGACAAAUUUUGAAAAUAUGAUGUUCAACACACCAGCCUGGGUGUGUAAAUGCUCCCUAAAAGCCAGUGUUAACGAAGAGAAAUUAUGGUAUGACGCCUUCCCAUUUCACUCCCACCUUCUUACGUUAUCACAGUAGCAUGUCCUAAGGCUACAAAUAAGUCCAAGAGAAAAGAGCUUUGUGUACAAUCAGAAGUUGGCCACAAUUCAUUCUAUGUACAAAAUGAGAUGCUGUGUCUGUCACGGACAGUCCAGAAGGAGUACAUAAAAAAGCACCAGGCCUGCCACAAAAUGAAGUCCUUGUUAUUGAGUCAAAAAGACUAAUGCAGGCCUCUGUGUCGCAGUAGAAGGAUUUAACAUGACCUCCCGCAUGUAAGAGAUGAAGAGGAACUUGCGUGCCAUUUGCAGGUCCCGCUGUCUGUCAAGGGUACAUUUCUUUUUAAAAUUCUUCUGAUCUCCAUUUACAACCUUCCAUUCACAAGAGCCAAUCUUGCUCUGCCACGUUUCAGCUGAUCUUUUGUGGAUGGUAUGUAGCAUGACAGGAAGAAUGAUUCGCUUCCUGGUUCAACUGGAAUUGCGCCCACCAUCAUUACUGUGACACGAAAUUGCAUAAACUUGAGGAAGUUUCAAAAAUGAGUAGUGUAUUUAACAUAUCAAAGUUCCCUAAAUGAAGACGUUUUCAUUUGGGGGCAACUGCUGCUUAACAUAGGAGCACAUUAACUUUCAAUAUACUACAUUUAACAAGAGGGUAUGUGAGCACGUUGUCAGAUUAAACUGAUGUUUUAGGCAAGUUGACAGAACACAAACAGUAUGACAGUAUGUUCUCAACAGACAUUAUAGUAAUAGUUCUAAGCCCAACCUAUGUUUUCUGGUAACUUCCAAGAUGUCACUAUCCAAUUUUCAGUGCCCUUACUAUGUAAGUGGCAGUGAUUGUUUUAAAACUAUCAGGUUAAGAAUCAAGUUAUUUUUAAAAAAAUUGUAUGUUUUUAAAACCAGUGUAUAUUGGUUCAUAUCUACUAUUUCAACUUGUUACAGGAGAGUCAUUUAUCUAAAUUACACACAGAAUUUAAUGCACAGCAGUUCAAGCCUACUCCGAUUUUUUUUUAAAAGGUUUAAAUUGUAUAUCGAUAAUAUCCUCAAACCUUAAGAGGACUGUAGAGCAUAUUUUAUGCCUUCUGAGUGUGGUUUUUUAAAAGUUUCUGCCGGGGUGGCAUAUUUGUGGAAGUGGGUUAUGAAGAGAAGCUAUUUAAGCAUAUGUCAGAACACCUCUUCAAAUAAGCCCCGCCUAAAAAUGUCUCUUAGGUGGGGCCUAAUGGCUUCCCAUUGGAUAGACUGUUAAAUAUAUUCCCAGUGUAAAAAAUUAUAAAAGGAAAAAAAAAAAACUUACUCCUGGCUGAGGAGGAAAAAGAACAAAAGUGACUGUAUAUUAUUAGUGGGAAAUUUUCUCACGUUGUUUACAUUUAAUGUAAAUAAAGAGAUAAGGGGCUGAAAGAACAGGUCUGAGUAGAGCCUUAUUUUCACAUAUGUGCACAGUACUUUUUAUUUAGAUGGAGACAGUUUUGGACCGGAGGUAUGACCUACAGAAUGUUUUGUCUUCAUGUCUGAUUUCUAUGAAGCCGUGUCAUUCAACUGGUUACAUUUAGCUUUUCAAAGAAACUUUCUUGCAGUACAAAUCAUGAAUAGAUGGGCAGUGUUAACCCCUAAUAUUCUAAAAUGCUAGAGCACACAUUUGUUGCCUUUUUUGCUUCUCCUUUCCUCUCAGGUUGAAGGAAAUGGUUGUGCAACCACAGCCUCUUUAUCACUAAUGUUGAACAACGAAAGGGUUAUGUUGCCAUCUUCAGGUCAAGGUGUGUGUGUAUUUUUUAAAUGUCUUGGCUUAAUUGUGUCUUUCUGUGUAAUGAAAGAGGAGUUAGUGGUGGAAUAAAUUCUUAACCACAAUAUUUAAAAUAUCUUAAAUUUCUAUCUUCAGAAAGCAGGUUUAUGACUUAUUUACAACAGAGUUGAGAGGUCCAUGGAAGUCUCACGAACAGUGGUGUUAGUUUAAAAAAGUAAUAGAAGGGUUGAAAAAUUAUUAAAAAAAACUUAAAUGUGAACUGAAUAUUCUUUGCCAACUUUAAAGAUGUAGAGGAUAUCAAUUUGUAUAUAUAUACACAUCCAUGAGUUACACUACAAUGUAUAGAGUUAGCCUUUCUGAGUAUGGAUGUUUGUGGUACGUACUUUUUUUAAAUCACCUGUAAAUAUUGCAAUGUGUGUUUUUUGGAUAUAAUAAAAGAAAAUGUAUAUUUCAUGUACCCCAAUAUCUUUUGUUACUGUUCUCUCACUCUUCAAAAUACUGACAGUAUGUGAUUGUUACUGCAGUAACCCUGUGAAUAUUUAUAUUGUGUGCAAAGUGUCUUUGUUAUAUAAAAUGUUUUUCUAAAUGCAAUA